GGCGCUGCGCUGCAGCGGGGCCGGGGCCGGGGGCCGGCGGGCGGCCAGCGCUGCCGCCGAGCCGCGGCUGGGGGCGAUGCCGCCGCGCCGCCCGCCCGCCGCGCCGCCCCGCCGCCCGCCCGGCGACCGGCGAGGCAGCGCCCGGCGGCGGGCGGGAUAAUGCGGCUGCCCAGCCCGCAGGCACCGCCAGCGGGGCGCCCCCGCCGCCAUGUCCCCCCCGGCCUCGGCGGCCGCCGCCAGCGAGGGAGGCAGCAGCACGCCGGUGCCUCCGGAGGAGGAGGCGGAGGGGGCCCGAGAGGAGCAGCGGCCAGUGAAGCAGUCUCUCAGCAAGUCUCUGUGCCGAGAGUCCCACUGGAAAUGCCUGCUGCUGUCCCUCCUCAUGUACGGCUGCAUGGGAGCCAUGACAUGGUGCCAUGUCACCAAGGUGACCCGGCUGACCUUUGACAGCGCUUACAAAGGCAAGUCCAUGAUGUACCACGACAGCCCCUGUUCCAACGGCUACGUCUACAUCCCCUUGGCUUUCCUGGUGAUGCUCUACGUGGUGUACCUGGUGGAGUGCUGGCACUGCUACACCCGCAACGAGCUGCAAUACAAAGUAGACGUGGAGAGCGUGCACGAGCGUGUGCAGCGGAUGCAGCAGGCGACUCCCUGCAUCUGGUGGAAGGCCAUCAGCUACCACUACGUCCGCAGGACCCGGCAGGUUACCCGCUACCGCAACGGGGAUGCCUACACCACCACCCAGGUGUAUCACGAGCGGGUCAACACCCACGUGGCAGAGGCUGAGUUUGAUUAUUCCAAUUGUGGAGUUAAGGACAUCUCCAAGGACCUCAUUGACCUGGAGAGCUACCCGGCCACGCGGCUCCGCUUCACCAAGUGUUUCAGCUUUGCCAAUGUGGAGUCAGAGAACUCCUAUCUGACCCAGCGGGCCCGCUUCUUCACAGAGAACGAGGGCCUAGAUGACUACAUGGAGGCCAGGGAGGGGAUGCACCUCAAAAAUGUGGACUUCAAGGAAUACAUGGUGGCCUUUUCCGACCCAGACAACCUGCCUUGGUACGUAUCUCACUAUGUCUUCUGGGUGGCAGCUCUGCUGACCCUAUCCUGGCCCCUGAGGGUGCUAAAUGAGUACCGCACCUCCUAUGUCCAUUACCACGUGGAGAAACUCUUUGGGUUCGACUACGUGGCAGUGACCCCGGCCGAGGAGCGCACCUUCUGCCGGAGGAUGCCCCGCGUCAACACGGUGGACAGCACCGAGCUGGAGUGGCACAUACGAUCCAACCAGCAGCUGGUGCCCAGCUACUCGGAAGCGGUCCUGAUGGACUUGGUGGGGCUCUCCGGCUGCACCAGCUACUCUGCUUGCCGGUACGGGGGCUACCGGCAGAACUGCGAGCGAUGCCACAGGACUAUAAGCAGCUCCUCCAUCUUCUCCCGCAGUGCUCUGAGCAUCUGCAACGGCAGUCCCAGGAUUCCCUUCAGCAGCAGCCGCUUCUCUCUGGGCCGCCUGUAUGGCUCGCGACGCAGCUGCCUCUGGCAGAGCCGGAGUGGGAGCCUGAACGAGCAGAGCUGCCCCACUGAGCAGACACGCCUCUCCAGCCAGGUGACUGUGGAGGAGGAAGACCCCCCUCCUUACCAGGAUGCCCUCUACUUCCCCGUUCUCAUCGUACACCGCAACGAAGGCUGCCUGAACCACGACCACCGUCACCUCCAUCGCAACGGGUCCUGCGUGGAGACCUCACUGUGAAAGCAGAGGGCGGUGAGAUCUCAUUGUCCAUUGCCUGGCCCAAGCCACCACAGGAUUUGGGGAGAGGAGCACAGGGGAGACAGGCUAAGAGGACAUCAGAAUGGAGUGGACAUGGCAUCUCGCUCCAUCAGCCAGCAAAAGCUCCCCCCACUGUGGCUCUGACCUCCCAGAGGGGUGAGUGCUGAUGCUCCCCUGACGUGGCACAGAACUCUAGACCAACCACCACAUGCAAAAAAAAAAAAAAAUAAAUUCAACCAAACCAACCACAAAACCGUAAUUCAUGGCAUCAAGAUCCAAAGGGGAGAAUAAAAAGACAGGCCUGAUGCAGGGAGGGGGUGGCUUUGGCUCCCAGCCCUGGCUCCAGGCUGGCUCAUGCUCUGAGGAACCAGCAGCCACCAGAAAGCGCUUUGCUGCACCUCUGCCCACCCUGCUUCCCGUGCUGGAGCAAGACCCCUUGCAAUGUGGAGGGGAAUGGGUCCCUCGGGAGCAGGGUGUAACUGCCUGUAACGGAAGGUCUGGGGCAUCCUGGCACAUGGAUGGAGCGGCAGGUUAAAGCAAAGGCUGAAAGCCAUGAAUCCAGCUCUUCCCCUUCCCCCCAACUGUUCCCCACCCUCCCCAUUUUUUUUUUUAGACCAUGCUCCGACUGUUACUCUGUUCUCACUGCUGGGAAUGGCAUCGCCUCCAGAGGAUCACAGGCUCCUUAGGAAGGUUCGGCAUGCCAGCUCUGAGUCAGCAUCCCCUAGGUAAAGGGUUUUCUGUUUGGGCACACAGUGCUGGGGAAGGGAUGAAUGUGCAAACCCAGAUGGAGCAGAGAUCUGCAGCGCUACCGACGUGUUUGCUGGAGGAGGGCUCAGCUGGAAAGAGAAAACGGUAGGCCCCUGAUGGGCUGGGGAAGGGGAAGAGGAUGGCACUGGGACAGGCAUCAUGGUAUCAGGUGGCAAAUCAGGUGGCUGGGGACCCUUCCUGGCUUUGAAUUGAGUCCUUAAUUGAUUCAGACAAGCAUCAAGGAAGGCUCUGGUAGGUUCAGCUGCAGUUCACCUAUUGAUAAUGGAGCAGCAGGUUGGUGCAUGUCUGCAUGAGUGAAUUUUGCAUGAGAUCCAGCUGGGCUCUGGCUGUGGACUCUCAGCUGCAGGCUCCUGACAGCCUGGUUUUGAGAGAGAACUCUGAGGGCCUAGGAUGGAGAAAUGCAAAAGCAUGCAGGAGCAUUGGGAACCUGGGCUGGGGAAAUGAGGAGCAAAAGGAUUCCCUUUCUGUGGGAGCCCACUGUGGAUGCAGGACCCAUGCAGGAGGCAUCUUCCAUGAAGAAUGCUUUCCAGAACAGAGGCCAGGGAUGUGUUAGAGGGGAACCUGGUUAAAACUGAGCAGUUUGCACUACAGAGUUUUUUGCAGGGAGAAGUGAGGUGACUUCUGUGUAGCCCGUUAGCCCCUGGCUUCUUCUGCCUUGCUCUUGUCAGCACAGGUUGCUCUGAGCUUUGUGCUGCCCCUUCUAUCCUGUUGGAAGGGAUCUUGGUGACACUGGACAAGGAGCCUUCAUGUCACUGAAGCUUCGUCAGUGGCUGCAGCAUACAGACACCCAGCUUUUCCUCAGAAAAGCUGUCUCCUUUCCAGUCAGCUCUUUGGGGAAGUGCAUGCCACAUCAGCCAGCGAUUUCUCCAAACAGCACUGCUUUUCCGCCUCACCACACUUCCCUCAUCAGCUGGGGCAAACAACAGCUAAAAGCAGCAGGUCUUGGGUGACAAGGGUAAGUCCUUUAGCACCUGGGCAUUUGAGCUUGAUGUCUGCCUCCACAUUCAUCGCAGAAAGGCGAGAUGUAACAGCAAACAGUGAGGCAUUGUCUUUAGUCCAGCCUGUCUUCCUCCUGCCAGCUACUAAUGAGGGCUCUGUUUCUCUCAUCACGCUGCUGUAUUCCUUUGCUUCCCAGGUCUUGAGGAGGCUGCAAAUGCACCCAUGCACCACAUCAGUCCUCUUGAAAAUUCUCUCUUGCUGGCAAGCCUGGAACAGUCAGCACCUGUGGGUUUUGUAGGGCUCUGCUUGUCUUUUCCCCCAGAGCAGUCUCUUCUGCUCUUCAUGCCCUGUGUAUCCUGGUCAGAGUUUCUUGCCCUUCAGGUCAGCUUGUCCUCCUGGAUCCCAAGUUCCAGACUCCAGACAGGAGUUUGGAGAAGAGCAGUUUGAACAGAAAGUCCCUUAAAAUCUCACUCUGUUACGAUUCUGUCCUGUCAUCUGCCCUUACUUGCACUAGACUUAGAUGUUGGCUUAAAGAGGGUCCCUGGGAGGCCAGAGAAGCAUAAGUUCUCUGGUGUGGGCACAUCCCUCUCUGCGUUUUGUUCUCAUUAUUUUUGGCACAGUUUCAGACCGGGUGAAAGCAACCCUGGGAUUUCCUUGCUCAGUAAUGACAUUUGGCUUGCUGUGCAUUUGUGCUUCUCUCUCCAAGGGCUUAAUGUAAGCCAAGGCCAAUGCUGAGUGUCCACGUGACUCUGGGGAGAUAAUGGUGUGUUCUUGUAUGUCCCAGUGAAUUGAGACAGUGGAGCUGCAACGGGUCAUUAGUGAGAAAGAAAUGUGGUCACCUUGUCCUUGCUGACAUAUUCUCUUUGAAAUUUCCUACACAUUACUUAAAUUAGGCUGUGAUGGCUCAUCUUUCUAUCUCCAGCAUCCAAGGUGCCUUGGACAGAUGGAUUUAUCUGAGAUUUGGCAGGCCUUUUAGCUCCCUGGGGCAAAGACAGUCUUCAGGAUAGGGACAGAUUAGCAGGGUCUCUGGGCCCCCCAUCCUUUAGCACCUGCAGCAGAGUUGCAGGCGCUGUGUCCUUGGCUCUUCCUGGGGCUUUCCAUGAGAAUGCCUCACCUUGUUCCUCUGCCCCAUUUUCUCCUGUGAAAUCUUAUUCUGGAGGUGGUCUGUCCAGGUGAACACAUGGAUCUUCGAGGCAUGGCUGCUGCUCUGACCAGCAGGAUCCAUACAGUCUUCCUGUUGCUGAACACCUUCCCCGUGUACCUGGUGCCAGCUGCAGCCAGGUCCCAGACAUAGUCCCAGUGCUGCUGUCUGUGGCCGUCCCAGAUCCUCAAUACCCUGAGAAGUGGGACCUCUCUAGCUAGUGCUCCCUGCUGGAUGCCAGGAUUUCUCAGAGAUCCCCUUCCUCAUAUUCUUGGCCCUGCUACCCCACUGCUCCUGGUGGAGCUGCCCCCCGUCCAUGCUACUCCAUUCUCGCAAGGGUGGAGAUCUUUGUGCCCUGCUUCAGGCUCAGGAAAGGGGAAUGGCACACAUGGACAUGGUAAGGGAUCAGGGCUGGGCAGGAGGAACAGGAGCUGCCUGCUGGCUUGGCAGAGAAGUGGUAGAGCUGAAGAGGACAGACUGAAACUGGGGUUCUUCCUGGCACAUCUAGCUAGGCAGGGAAGUUCAGAGCAGAAAACUGGGCUCUCCCUUCCCUCUCCUGGCAUGGGACACCACCAGCAAAGUUUGUGUACAAGUUGCCUCCUGAGUGUUGGUGUAGUGGACAAAGGGCAGCUGAUACAAUUCUCCUUACAGCGCAGGUUACUAGCACAGGUACCCAGAAAUGGUCUGUCCCUGCUCUGGCAGCACAGCCUCUCCGUAGUGGAGUUGUCCCAUCUCCUCGGCACACAGACACCCACCCACCCACCACAGCUCCGGGCUGAGCAGCAGUCAGGCAUCUGCUCCUCCUGCAGACUUGUGUCUGCUCUCUGCCAUGUCUGUGCUGGUGAUGACGAUUCCUUUGGCAGCUCAUUUGAUGGCCCAGUCUGCUCCUCUCAUGAUAGCCUUCUCCUUUAUAUCUAACCUGAAUUCUCCCUGCUGUAUCUUAAUCCCAUUACUUCUCCUUCAUUGACUGGUGUGUCUAAUUGGCUCUACUCCUUUUCCCCCGGCCUUCCCGACACAAGCAGGCGUCACCUGGUCUCUGUAGCCCUCCCUUCACCAAUCCCAGGGUCUUGAUCUCACUUGCCAAACCCUGGUUUGAGUGGUGGUGCAGAAGUUUUCCCUGUGUAGUGAGUACAUCACUCCUGCUCUGAGCCCGGCUUGGGCAAGAGGAGAGGGCCAAAGGUGCGAGCAAUGCCUUGGUCUGUCAGGGAGGCUGUGUCCUCGCUUCCAGAGCAGAAGACCUCUUCAAAGUGAGUGGAGUACACAGAGGUGCUGGCCCCUUACACAAGGAAAGUGGGAUAGCGCACAUCACCCUGUGGGAAGGUGAAAGCUGUGUGCUUGUCAGUAUGAUGUGGGCAAUAACUAGAGGAUCUCCACAGUCAGAUGGCUUAGGUUCUUUCCAUGCAUUGUUCACCCACUGCAGUUUUCCAUGGGCUGAGAGUCAGGCUCAGCAUUGCACUUAUCAGCAAGCUUUCCUCACAUACUAGAAGGAGUGAGACAGGAAUGCUACCAGCUCCUCUUCCUGGCCCUUCAUGGUGCUAAUGCGUCCCAGAGGAGUGCUAGUCCUUACUGCUGCAAAGAUGGACAAUAAGUUUGGGCUAUUUGAUGUUUGCUGUUGCUGUCGGUAUACUUGUCAGGUACUUAAGAAGCUCUGAAUUAGCUCAUCUUCCAGACACAUGACCACGCAUUUAUCCAUCUUUCAGCACACUAGAAGCUUCCCAGAUAGCACCUGGCACUUGCUUGUGCAGAACUGGUCGGCGACACCAGCCAGCCUGGUGGUACUUCUUGAGCUCACUGAAUGUCGUGUCUCACUCCACACCAAGGAAGGAAGUUUCAGAGAGGGCUGUCAGAGUGAGCAGCUGUAGGGGCAUUUGGUAUGAUGGGGAGAGGGAAUCUCAGCUUAUGGCCAAGCCUGGGCCUUCCAGAAUCACACACCAGGCAAACGUGCAGUGUUAAGGCUGGGGAAGCUGCUGUACAUCCCCCUCCCUUUCUGCUCCCCAUAAAAUGCACAUUAGAGAAAUGCUGGAGAGAUGUUUAAUAACUGAUGGAUGCCCAUGGGGAGAGAACUGCAGGAAAAGGUUUAUUAAGUGGAAGUUGAAGAAAGUUAGGUAGCAUCCGAUGUCAGUAGAACAGUGCCUGCUGAUUAGCCAGUGGGACAAAUAACACCUUUUCAACUCUUCUUCCAGCCUUUCCAACCACAGCUUCAGUACAGCUGUCCAAUAUUAUCAGGAUGCUGCCUUACAUGAGCAGGGUACAACCUUGCUGCAGUGUGCUCUUUCUCUGCCGCAGUAGCUGUAGGGCUUGGGUCUGAAAUACUGUACCACCACCAAGAUGUUGUGUUACCAAAGAGCUGUAAGUCUCGAGUUGGGAUAUGUGCUUCUGAUCAUGUUUCAUUCAUGUUCAUAUUAGAAUAAGGUCUGUGUGAAUAUGAUCUGUAUCCAGGUGAUCUCAGAAAUGAGACAUGGUGUAAGUGAUAGCUCUGUUUGGUGCUGCUGCCUCCUGUGAUGCACUUGGGCCUAGAGUCUCCACUGAGCCAGGUAUGCAUGGGGACCAAAGGCUGGUUCAUAGGACCUGGGAACCCAGCGGGGAACUGGGGCGGAGCCCACCUAGGGCUGUUUCCCCCGUGGGCAUUCUGGAAAAAGUGGAAACGAGCAUAGUCACUUUUCAGGUAGAAAUUAACGGGCUAUGCUCGUUCCUAGUGUAAUUUUAUUGAAGCCAGUGGUACUAUACUAAUGCGAGCUUGGCUUAGCAGCUCCUUGGAGGGGGGUUGUCUUUGAGCCCAGACAAAUUGAUUUGUCACAGUGUUGCUUUGAUGUAUAGAAUCUGUGUUGGGACUUGACCAACAUAAAUGAAUGUUGAAUAUCUACUGUUUUUGCAAGCAGUGGGUUGAAUUGUUCUGCUCUACUGCCUCCAUCACAGCUGCUCCACCAAGGGGAACGUUAUGCCUGUGGAUGUGAUCUCGUCAACUCUCUCAAAAGCAAGCUAACAAGCAAACUGACCUCCACAGCACUGGGAGAGGAGCCUUCUCCCACAGGACCAUAACCUUUCCGCACCUGAGGGAAAAGAGGUCCCAAGGACAGAACUGAACUGGCAAGACCCAUGGCCUCGUGGCCUGCCCUUCCUCCUUCCCUCCUUACCUCAUAUGUCUGUCUUGCGGGAGGGACAGUUUCCCUGUGGAGUUCAGCGAGCUCCUCUUCCUCAUACACAGGCUCAUACACAGGCUCUACUAACAGGUAUAUCAUCCACCUAUGCAACUCUUCCAGAAGCUGCCAAGUUUUCAGGAGCUCAUUACAAUGUGCAGCAUGGCCAUCCGGCACCGAGAAUAAGCACAGAGGCUGCUGGAAAGCUAAGUGGGUUUUAUUCCUCCCCCCAUUCCCAAGGAAGACUGUUUUUGUUGGGCCAUUUUGUUUGUUCCGUUUUUGUAAACUUCAUUUGGGGGAAAUGAAGCUUGUGAGAAAUUGGUGCCCAUCCUGAACCCUCCCCAGUCCUUUGAACUUCGUGAGUGGAUGGAUCACCUACUGUGAUUAAAAUUUAACGGAUUUUGUAGAACAAAAUAACUUCACACACAGACACAUGAGGUUCUUUCACUCUCCAUCAGCACAAGCUGCUUCUGCAAUCUUAGCUACUCACAUUAGUGAAAGAAAAAGCCUAGCUAGAAUGUGGUGAGAUGACGUAGUACUUUGCAUCAGUCCCAUGGUCCCAAUGUCCAUUAGCAGCGCUGUCAGCUGCUGUGCCAUGAAUUCGGAUUUUGGAUGGCAGCCCAUGAACCAGUCAGGGUAAAAGUUUGGAAAAACACAAGCCUGAGCCUGGCUCAUCUCCUGAAGCAGAUGCAGGGGGAGAAUCAGCUGAAAGCAGGCAUCACCUCCUGCUUGGCCAUGCCAGGAGCUGGUGGGCUCUGUGCUGCACCUGUCCCCCAGGAAGAGCCUGUCCCCAGGGGCCAAGCAGAGGGGAAUGAGAGUAGUGAUAUGUCUGAUGGAGCAAAAUGAACGGCACAGCUCAGCCAGCGGGAAACAGCAGUGACAGCUAGACCCCAAAAUAACAGGAUUUCACUUUGGGAAUGCCAACUGCUUUUUCAAACUGAAAUAAGACUAGGAGGCCUUAACAGUUGUGCAAAGUGUUUUGUGUUGCUGUUCCUUGCUUAAAGAAAAAAUAAUUUUUGGUGGUGAGGUGGGUUUAAACUCUCCACUCCUUCCAGCCCUUGUUGUGUUGGUGGGGAAGAAAUGCUCAAGGCAGAUUGGGAUGGUAGCCCUGUGGCUUCGCAGUGGGGUAGGCUGGAACAGAGGCUGGAGUUUAAAGUCUUCCUCUGAGAUGUGACCUUGCCAUCCACCUACACAUGCACGCAUGGCAGGGUGGGCUUCUCCAUGCUUGUGUGCACAGCUGGGACCCGUGGCCCUGCAGAGGGUUGGUGUGUUUGUGGCUCUGGGCUGGUGACACCCAUCUACCUUUGCGGCAAGGGCUCUUCAGGGUGACAGAGCGUUGCUUGUUCCUUGUGAGAGGAAACUCCUGACCUGGUUUCUGUGAGAAGAUGGUGUGAAGUGUCACAUUUGCUGCAGUGAGUGCCAGGGAGCAGGGAUAAAAGCAUGGAGCAAGCUGUGUUUGAGAACAAGCUAAUCCAUUGCUGGCCACCCGAAAGAGGAGAGCUGCUGGAUCUGCUCCCUGGGCAAUGCUUUCCGUCUCUUCCCACCCUCCCCAAAUCCGAUGGGAAAACCGUCAUUCCUGUGAGGUAGCCAAAGGACCCCUCUCCCCUGAACUCCUCUGAGGCUGUGUGUUCACAUCAUUUGGGUCCUGUCCCUGCUGGGUGCUGUGGGCCAGCCAUGAAAUGCCAGCAGACACAUGAUGACCUCAGGCAUGCUUGUGGGCAGAACUCACAAUACCCUGCCGGUGCGCAGCAUUCCAGCAGUGCUCCCUGCCCUGGCAUACCUCCUCCUUGCUUGGUGGAGAGCUGCCGCAGCACAUCCUGGUAUCACCUUGUGCUUUUCCAGAGAAUUUCACACAGCGCUUGUCUGAGCCUCAGUAAUCAGGGUAAGUUACACAGACCGAAGUUAGAAAGCAGAAGGCCUUGACAUUUUGGUGGUCCCGGUCCCCAAAUCUCUGCUGCUGCCCCUGGGGAGGAGAGGCAGGUUGGCUGUUGUGGCAGUGUGAGGGCAGGGGACGGCAUUGUGGUAAAAGCAGCAUGUCCACUGGAGUCUCCAAAUGUGUGCUCUGUGCUUCUCUGCUGGGACUGAGGGCAGCUUUGCUGCGGGCUGCACAAGGCACACUGAUAGAGGGCAGAAUAGCAUGUGGAUGCUCAGCAAGGUGUGGAGAGGAGGGUUGGUAGGAGAACAAGUUUUUUUUGCAGGUGUAGUGGUUUUUAGAGAAGGCAAGACAGGGCAGGAGGCUGUGGUGCUGGAACAGCGGUGCUGCAAGACAGGAGGGGGUGGGAAACAAAGGGAGCAGGGUGUUUGGUGGAGAUGCCUGGGAACAGAGUGGUUCCCAAGAGACAAAGCAAUCUGUGCAUGCUCUGGCUGAGAAGACAGGCAGGAGGUAUUCCCAAGCUGAGGUGCCCAGGCCAUGUCUUGCUGCACUGCUGGAACAGCGAUGUUGCCUCUAAGCCCAGCACUGACAGCUUGAGCACGUGUCACCAACCGUGAUGGCUAAUGCAGCCACAAGGUGUAAAUGUCACUAAUGAAUAAAUUGCCCUGUGCCUUGGAGAGGCUAAUCCAUCACGGCCAGAGACAGGGAUCUGACAGGCUUGGCUAUUUCAGGCAUACCCUGUGGGGAGGAGGAAUGCUGCCUUUCUGAGCCAUCCCCUCCACCUAGGGAAACCAAUGCAGGGUUUGGCUCUGUGCCACUCUCCAGCUUCCCAGUAGCAUGAGCUCAGGCUUCGUCCCUUUUCACUGCAACUGAAGGAAGAAGCAGGAAAGGAUCUAAGUUAGCCAAAAGUUCCCUGUCAGCAGGGUGGUGCAUGGGGCUAGCUGGUAGAGGAGUUUGGAGGGAGACUGGCACACACAGGACAGGGGUGAUAUAGGGGCCGAUGGCAUAAACUGGUAGGUCCCCAGCAAUGAGGGGAGUUUGUGUGAAUUGUCUGGGUUGUAGAGUUGUAUGGGCUGGACUGUGCAUUUCAGGCCAGUAGUGCUUGAUGCCAUGUUUUACAAGCAUGCUGUUUCCUCCCCAGUUCAGUUUUGUAGUUUGCCCCUAUAAGAGGCAACCUGGAAAUUCUCUGAGCCUGCCCCAGCCCAAGCCCUCACCCUGUCCAGAGAUAGCUUCGCAGUGCUGUCCUAGAGGCAAUGCACAGGACACCCAUUUUAGCCCCUGCUGCUGAACCCCAGCCACCAGCACUUUAUCUGACUGUGCAGAGGGCCAGCAAGUAUCCAGCAGGCAGGGCAGAAGCUCAGUGUGGACAAAUCCUGCUCCAUGGGAGCAAAGGGAGGCUGAACAGCAGUCAUUUCAAUGCACAGCCUCUGCCCAUCGCCGUGGCAGUCUGCUCCUCCUCCCCAGUCAGUGCUCAAAAUCAGCCUGCUAUCCUGUUUGCGACAUAUGCCACUGUGACACCUUGCAAAUCCAUGCCUGGGUCGCUGCGAGCAGAAGCCGUCAGGCUUGGGAAGCUGGCCACCGACUCCUGCUGCCACGUGCGCUCUGCUCAGAGCAGCGGAAGCCGGGCUCGCCAUCUGCUCCGUGAGGGAGCAAGCCGGGCACCCCUGCUCCAGCCUGAGGGGCACCCGCUGGCAUAGCCCAAGUGCAAGCCUUUGUGUCAUUCCCCCUCCUUUACUUUCCGACCACCCUCAUCUCUCCCCAUCUCUCUGGCACAGAUCCAUGGGUUGGGGGAUGUUCCCAGCUUGGCUGGGGUGCCUCUACAGCUGAGUGCCACUCAUGCAGUGUUGGUGGGGGGUGGUGGUGCUGGAGGUCAUUCCCUCCUCCAGACAGAGGCCCACAGAUUGACCCCCCUCCUCAAAGGUUGACAGUACUCCUUGGGGAUAGAUCUCAAAGGAAAGCUAAGGGGUCUGUCCUGGCCCUGCGCUGGCACAUUCCUUUCCCAGCACAGAGUGACCAGCUAGUUACUGCUCUGGAAGGCAGUCCCACCGUGUGGUAACUGGACCUGGAGCUGACAAGCGACCCACCAACAGUGGAAAUGUUUACAUUCAUACAAUCUGCUGUUGCUGGCAGACCUUUCAGUUUUAGCCAACGUGUGUGGCAUUUGAAGUGGUUUCAGCCCUUGCAGACUGGCGGAUAGUUGAUUCUUAGUCUUGGGUGUGGGCACAUGGUGCAGGCAGCUUGGUGUGGGCUUUGCUCUUUGGCCAAGAGAUUGAUGGGAGGGAUGGCAAAGGGUUUUCCAGGCAACAGCUACCUGUCCAGGCAUUCCUGCCUGUGGCAGACCAGGAGUGGAUUUGGAGGGUACUUAGGUGGUGUUAACAGUCUCAGGACUGUUUGCAGGAAAAGGAGCAGUGAAUAUCCUGGAAAGCAAGCCAGCAGUUUUUCUGGUGAUGACAUGUUUUCCCAAGCCCUUUUCUUUCCUUCCCCUGUCCUCACUGGCGCUGGCAGUCAAUUCCUCCUCAUGUGUCUGGUAGCAUGUCUGCAGGAUCUCAUCGCUGCCCUCCCAGCAUGAGCUUUCAUUGCACAACUGGCUGACCAGCUGCAGCCCUGUCCUUGGAGCUACAGGCAAGCUUGCCCAGGACCAGGCCACCCCCAUCAAGCCACCACCCUCACUGCUGGAGCUGUUGCUUCAUCAGCCUGAUGCUGAUCUGGGUCUUUUCUGCUGUUUCUGAACAUGAGUUCUCAUCUCAUUGAGGUGUGUCAUCCAGUGGAAAUAUUUUGUAAAUGCAAAUAAAAAUAAAUAAGUAUAUUCAAUACCUCGGUCUCGAGGAUGGGAAACUAGUAGUGGGAGAUGCCCAGAUAGGGAGGUUUCACAGCUGCUGGUUCUGGUUAGGAAUUCUUGCGGAUGUAGCCCCUGAAGCCUCCAUCAAUAGUUGAGAAGGGAGCUACGCAAACUUGUGAGGGCUUGGGGCUGAGCCCUGUCCGCGCUCCUUGCGUGGCCAGUGCCACCGGGGACAGCCUCGCACUCCAUCCUUCUGAUCUGUACGGGUGUGACACGGUGCAGGUAAAGGUCCCGUCGGCCGGGGGCUGGCGGCACCACAGGUGUCUGUAUCCAUCAGGCAGGGCAAGGCAGAAGCGGGUACGUGGUGGAUAAAUUCUUUUGUGAACACUGGGAAACAGUUUUUACUUUUCAACUCUGUCAAUAUGAUCUAGCUCUGUCUGUCUCUCUAUAUAUGUACAAACAGUAUAUCACAAUGUUGCCUUUUUUGUUGGAAAUAUCAAAGUACAAAGAUUGUAAACCAAAUCGGUGUAAUAAAAGUUUCAGAUGAUUCACUGA
This is a messenger RNA of Myiozetetes cayanensis, 12948 nucleotides long. RefSeq names its product transmembrane protein 151B (gene TMEM151B). The record is from RefSeq and is a predicted model, not a curated record. Lineage: Eukaryota; Metazoa; Chordata; Aves; Passeriformes; Tyrannidae. Bases 209 to 1738 code for a protein of 509 amino acids. The transcript has 2 exons.